AUGGCUAAGAGAAUAUGGAGCGUGAUGCGGGUGGUGUACUGCAUGGCACGAAAGGGCAUUUCAAAGCGCAAGCUCAUGCUCGAAUUCAACCUCAUCAUGAAGCGAAGCAAGAUCGCCGGCAAGGCCAUCGGCAACCUCAUGUUCCACCACCACCACGAAGCUUCUACGUCAGCCUGCCGCUCCCACGACGGCGCCGCCACCCCUCCCGACCACUACGAGUUCAGCUGCAGCAACAGCCCCGCUGGCCCCUCCCAACACUUCCCCUUCUAUCUCGCCAAGCGCGGCCGCCGCAGCCACGGCCACCACAACUCUCACUUCUUCUCGUGCGCCCACGCGCCGCCCACCGCCGACGACGAUUUCGUCAAGGCGGUGCUGGAGAUGCUCAACGGCGGCGCGGGCGGCUCUGCGGAGGCUUCGCCGCUGAUGCAGCUGCCGGGCUUGGGGCAGAACCCGGCGGUGGUAAGGCAGCUGAGGAUAACGGACUCGCCGUUCCCGCUGAGGGACGCCGACGGGGACAGCCGCGUGGACCAGGCGGCGGAGGAGUUCAUACGGAAGUUCUACAAUGAGCUCAAGCAGCAGAAGAUAAUGGAAUUAAAUUAA
Molecule: messenger RNA, 600 nt
Organism: Malania oleifera
Lineage: Eukaryota; Viridiplantae; Streptophyta; Magnoliopsida; Santalales; Ximeniaceae
Exons: 1
Coding region: 1-600 (199 amino acids)
Source: RefSeq, a predicted model, not a curated record